This is a messenger RNA of Pantherophis guttatus, 5444 nucleotides long. It is a transcript of the gene PIP5K1C, whose product is annotated as phosphatidylinositol-4-phosphate 5-kinase type 1 gamma. Gene Ontology annotation, molecular function: 1-phosphatidylinositol-4-phosphate 5-kinase activity. NCBI's taxonomy places the organism in Eukaryota, Metazoa, Chordata, Lepidosauria, Squamata, Colubridae. The record is from RefSeq and is a predicted model, not a curated record. Gene Ontology annotation, cellular component: plasma membrane. Gene Ontology annotation, biological process: phosphatidylinositol phosphate biosynthetic process.
AGCGGCGGCGGCGGCGGCGAGUCGCGGGCUGAGGCGAGGCGAGGCGGGCGCGGGCCUCCGCCAGCUAUGGACUUGGAGGCGUCCGACGAGACGGGCUCCACUGGAGGAGCCGAGGCGGGAGCCGGAGCCGUCACCCCCGAAGCGGGCGGUUGGGGGGCGCCGCCGGACUCGGCGGCAGGAGGAGGGCUGGCUUUGAAGAAGACGGUUCUAACAGAGCCACCAUCGCUGACAGGGCAGCCGGGAGCCAGCCAGGGAAAAAAGAUAGGCCACCGAGGAGUUGACGCAUCAGGGGAAACGACGUACAAGAAGACCACGUCAACCACGCUGAAGGGGGCAAUCCAGCUGGGGAUUGGCUAUACGGUGGGAAACCUGAGCUCCAAGCCUGAGAGGGAUGUUUUGAUGCAAGAUUUCUACGUAGUGGAGAGCAUUUUCUUUCCCAGCGAAGGCAGUAAUCUCACUCCAGCGCACCAUUAUCCUGACUUCAGGUUCAAAACAUAUGCACCCGUCGCUUUCCGCUAUUUUCGAGAACUUUUUGGCAUUCGUCCAGAUGAUUAUUUGUAUUCCUUGUGCAACGAGCCGCUGAUCGAACUCUCCAAUCCUGGGGCCAGUGGCUCCCUCUUCUAUGUCACCAGCGACGAUGAAUUCAUCAUCAAGACUGUGAUGCACAAAGAGGCAGAAUUCCUCCAGAAACUUCUUCCGGGUUAUUAUAUGAACCUGAACCAGAAUCCACGGACGUUGCUGCCAAAGUUCUACGGUCUCUACUGCGUCCAAUCCGGGGGCAAAAACAUCCGUGUGGUGGUGAUGAAUAACAUCCUGCCCCGGGUGGUGAAGAUGCACCUGAAAUACGACCUCAAAGGCUCCACCUACAAACGCCGGGCGUCCAAGAAAGAGAAAGAAAAGUCAAGCCCCACCUACAAAGAUUUGGACUUCAUGCAGGAUAUGCCCGAGGGCAUCAUGCUGGACAUAGACACGUUCAGCGCUCUGGUGAAGACACUGCAGAGGGACUGUUUGGUGCUGGAGAGUUUCAAAAUCAUGGACUACAGCCUGCUCCUUGGGGUGCACAACAUAGACCAGCUGGAACGGGAACGACAGGUUGACGGUGCCCAAAGCAUGUCUGAUGAAAAACGCCCCGUGGGACAGAAGGCUCUCUAUUCCACCGCCAUGGAGUCGAUCCAGGGCGGGGCUGCUCGAGGGGAACCCAUUGACACGGAUGACACAAUGGGGGGAAUUCCAGCAGUGAAUGGCAAAGGAGAGCGUCUGCUACUGCAUGUUGGGAUCAUCGAUAUCCUCCAGUCCUACAGAUUAAUCAAGAAACUGGAGCAUACGUGGAAAGCUCUCGUCCAUGAUGGGGACACGGUGUCAGUCCACAGGCCCAGCUUCUAUGCAGAAAGGUUCUUCAAAUUUAUGACCAAUACGGUGUUCAGGAAAAGCUCUUCCCUGAAAGCAUCUCCCUCAAAGAAAGGACGGAGUGCCUUGUUAGCCGUUAAGCCAUCCGGCCCAAUGGCUGCGUUCUCUGCCAGCCAGAUUCCUUCGGAGAAGGACGAAGUGCAGUAUGACCUCCGGGGAGCCAGGAGUUACCCCACCUUAGAUGACGAAGGCCGGCCCGAUCUUCUUCCCUGCACCCCUCCCUCUUUCGAAGAAGCAACCACCGCCUCUAUAGCAACCACACUCUCUUCCACAUCUCUUUCCGUGCCGGAAAGAUCUCCUUCCGAAUCCUCCGAGCAGCCCAGAUACAGGCGGCGCACACAGUCCUCAGGACACGAAGGAAGGACUCGCGAACAGACCCGAGCGGAAGAUGACCUCCAGCAGAUCACUGUGGAGCUCAAGCCGAAGUGUGAUAUCGAGAUUGUGGUGCCCGAUGUGGCUGCUUCAGGAGAGGCAGCGUCCUUAGCGUGCGCCACCAUGCUGUCGGCGGCAGCGGCGGCGGAGGUCGAGACAGCAAGCCAGGCCUCCGAACCUGCCAGCCAAGCGUCGGAUGAAGAGGAGCUCCCGAUCCCAGAUAUCUAUUUUCCGACAGACGAGAGGAGCUGGGUCUAUUCUCCUCUCCACUAUAACACUCAAAUCCAGUCAGUCUCUGACGAAGAGAGUGAUACAUAACUUCUAUGCAAAACUCCUCGAGAGAAACGUUCCUCCUGACGCCGUUUGCGGCAUUCCCUUUUGAUGUCCCUUGCAGCUUUUCGGAGGGAAAGGCGUGGAAGAAUGUCGUGCAUCAACGUCGGCUGUGCUUCAGCAUCCCAGCGUUACCCGGAAAGACAAAGCGAAACCGCCCCCGAGUCCCAUCUCCUUCCUCCCACCAACCUUUCUCCAAAACGUGUAUAUUAAUACCUCUCCAAGCAGUUACCUACAAACUGAUCUUGGCCCCAGAGACAUCAGAGGUCGGAAGGAAUUCGAUCCUGGGUCGCCACCUCUCUCUCUUUCUCUCUCUCUCUCUCUCUCUCUCUAUUUAUUCCCAAAGUGCACUACUGUAGCUCUCUUAUCUGUAUGUGAUACUGUGAACAUUUUUUUAAAAAAAAUCAUGUAUUUAUUUUGUUUCUCUUUGCACAAACAGCACGCUUGUGCUUUUGUUUUGGUUUUUUUUUCAAAAAUAGUUUUAUUGCACUUUUAGGGUGUUAGGGGAGAACAGAUGUUGUUACAGAUGUUGAUGGCCUUUGGUGAUGGAGAUUAGAAGAAAGAAGCAGCCUUUGAACAGAAGGGGCAGCCGGGCAGGAGAGGCUGGCAGAGCUGUGGAGCUGAUUAUAAGAGUGUCUAUCAAAUGCCAUUUUGGGUUGAUCACUUGGUGGCCCCCACUUCAAUUUCUUAGCAAGAAAAAAAGGCUUCAAUCCCAGCUGGCUCACGAAGAUUUGAAACUUGGAACCUGCCCGAAGCUUCCUUGGUAUCUAUUGGAGUGGGGUUUUUCCUCCCAGUUGAAUGUGCAUCGUCCCUCACGCCCGCCAUCUUUGUUCGAGAAGGUGGCCGAACCCAGCUCUGUUCCAUGCGAAGCUAUGCUUAGCAGCGUCUUCAGGUUGAUUUUACGGCAGCCUCUGGGCAGAGUACUGGAUUUCUGGAAACCUCACAUUGGAGGCUUCUUCCUGGCUUCUCUCCCUGCUGCGCCCAGUGGAGAAGCUGGGUUGACUUAAGCCAUAAGAGGCGCCAAGCUGCGAGGUCCUCAAGAUUGGAGAGAAGCUCCCUGGGAAGGCUGGCAGGGGAUAAAAAGCACGGAGAAGGCCCGUUUAGGAGGUCUUGGCAGCUUUUUAAGAAACUGGGCUCUGUUCUAAGGGCCACGAAGCAGCUCUCACUGAGGAGAGAAGCACCAGAGGACUUGCUUACAGCCCCUCAGGAUCGCACUGUCGUCGUGCAUGUGGCAGGUCUCAAUACGGAGAGGACAAAAAUGAACUCGGUUGUACCCAGAAAAGGCAGCAGAGAAACAUCUAUUCCAUGCGGAAUAAGCUGUUUCCUUUUGGGGAAGCGGCUGGGGGGAAAAAAAUGGCGUCUUCCAGACCCGCAGCUGCUGGAGGACUUCCACAGCUGUAACAGUAUUUUCUUUUUUGGAUGGCACAAAAUGGUCUCUGGUUUGUGGGUGGGUGGGACGUCUCUUAAAUAGCAGCCUUUGGAGAUGCAAGAUAAUCUCAUGAGUGCAGUAUUCAAGGCCAGCCAAGUCACUCUGUCCGCUCCAGCUGAUGAGAGGCCCCAAAGCUGCUUUUUGUGGGGGGUGGGGAGUAUUCAAAUUUAAGUCGGUGCCUCUGUAAAGGCCCUGCUCUUGUAAAACGGAAGAGAGAGCCGAAGGCAGCUUCCAUCUUCCUGGUAAUCCUACUACGAGGUGAGAAACCUGAAAUUCCUGUGAUGUGCAGGUGAUCCCUUCACCUCCUGGAGGUCCAAACCAAGCACCACCUUGAAGUGCCGUCUUCUCAUCGGUUGAAAUUUUCUCCCUAUAAAAGGGGAGAAGAAAGCAGGUUUAAGAAGGCCUUGGGCAAGCAAGGUAAUGGCUAAGUGCUAUCCAGUGUGUGUUAGGUUCUCAUUCCAUGACUGUGAGGAAACUGGGGAGAUCCUUGCUUUCCGUCUAAGUUUUGGGGGUAUCCCCGUGCUGGAACUUCUCGACCUCUCAUUAAACAUUCCAGAACGCAACUGGAAACGACGUUCUUUAAAGUGACACUAUAGUUUUAUGGCAGAUUUUGAGAAAGUUUCUUUAGGCAGCUACAGGUAGAAUGGUUUCUCUCUCAAUGUUGCCCAGUGGACCUCUGGUUCUGGUUCUCUUCGAGUGCCCAAAGUGGCUUGCCUCCUCCUCAACCUUCUUAUUUUCUCUCCUGGCAUUCCGGAUUCCAUUUCCAACCACCGUAAUGUCUUCUCCCCUCUCAAGGUGCCAGUUGUCAGGAUGGCACCUUUCUUUUCAGGCUGAGGUGGCACGGCCCUCAUUCCUCCCCUGCUUGAACUUGCUCCCCGUGCAGGCUAUGGACUCAGGGCAAGCUGCAGGCCAAGCUUUAGUCCUCCUUUGCAGACCAAGCCACAGUGUCUUCCAUCUUUGGAGGAGGUGGGCUGAUCCAUCCGUCAGCAAAGCAGAGAGAAAAACGGCAGCUUUUCCUUUCCCCUACCUGGCACAAGGCACAAUCAAGAGGCCCGUUCUUGUGGAUUUCAAAGAUGGCAUCAAAUCUGGAGCAUCCUGGUCAGGGACGGUCAUUUUGGAGUUGGUUGCUCUUAUGGUUGAAGGAUGGAAAUGGCAUUUGACCCGUUGAUUGGCCAGUUAUUGACGAUGCUUGCAAGAUUCCUUGACGUGCAUUGAUUCCUUUGACUUGGGGAUAUCAAACAGUUGGCUUCGUCUUCUGUGAUUGGCUGGUAGCCUAAAGGUAGGCAGAGUAAGAGAGAUGGCCACCCUCUGCUAAACUCGGCCAUGGAUGAGGUUCCCUUCGUAUAAGUUUGUCAGCUGUGGUUUUCAGCCAAGGUGACCAAGACGCCAUCCUUGGGAAGCAUCUUGUCCACGUCUUCCUCGCCCUGACCCCAGCAAGAAAGGCCGGCUGACAGCUUCCAUCCUCUUCUUCCUCCUCUCGGUUUCUUCAAUGGAGAGAAAAAUCAGCGUUCGGACCACCAGAUACUAUUCUGAAUGACUUUUGUCGAUGUCUACAUUAGACUUCCUGAGUGUGCAUAUAUGCUAUAUAUGUAUAUAUAUAUACAUAUAUAUAUAUACUUACAUAUGUUUUUUUUUUCUUUUUCCUUUUUUUUUUUUGAAAAAGUAUUUUUUUAAAAGAACAUCUCCAUGUUACAUGCUUUAUACACAGAAUGUAUAGGAUUUAAGGAUUGUGUUCAGGGGUGGGUGGGAAAGAGAACAGUUGAGUGAUCUUUUCAUUUUUUCUUUCUUUUUUUUUUUUUGCAAAGAAAGGUGUAUUCCUUGGGUCACAAAAUACUUCUUUGUUGGGGGAAGAAUCUUGGCCUUCAAAAUGUAAAUUGUUGCAUAUUACAAAGUGGUGCAGCUGAAA